Knipowitschia caucasica is the source of this 2439-nucleotide messenger RNA. The record is from the annotation of a GenBank genome assembly. Lineage: Eukaryota; Metazoa; Chordata; Actinopteri; Gobiiformes; Gobiidae.
AUGAGGGUGGAGGGAAUCUCUAGGGUGAGGGCAGGGGAAGGUCGGGCUGAGGUGGGUGAGAGUGGGGGGAGCCUGGUGAGGGUGGAGGGAUGUGGCCUCAUCAUCAUCAGCCUCAUCAUCAUCAGCCUCAUCAUCAUCAGCCUCGUCAUCAUCAGCCUCAUCAUCAUCAGCCUCAUCAUCAUUAUCAGCCUCAUCAUCAUCAUCAGCCUCAUCAUCAUCAGCCUCAUCAUCAUCAGCCUCGUCAUCAUCAGCCUCGUCAUCAUCAGCCUCAUCAUCAUCAGCCUCAUCAUCAUCAGCCUCAUCAUCAUUAUCAGCCUCAUCAUCAUCAUCAGCCUCGUCAUCAUCAGCCUCAUCAUCAUCAGCCUCAUCAUCAUCAUCAGCCUCAUCAUCAACAUCAUCAACAUCAUCGGCCUCAUCAUCAGCCUCAUCAUCGGCCUCAUCAUCAUCAUCAUCAGCCUCAACAUCAUCAUCAGCAUCAUCAGCCUCAUCAUCAACAUCAUCAUCAGCCUCAUCAUCAUCAUCAGCCUCAUCAUCAUCAUCAGCCUCAUCAUCAUCAUCAUCAUCAUCAGCCUCAUCAUCAUCAUCAGCCUCAUCAUCAUCAUAAUCAUCAGCCUCAUAAUCAUUAUCAGCCUCAUCAUCAUCAUCAGCCUCAUCAUCAUCAUCAUCAUUAUCAGCCUCAUCAUCAGCCUCAUCAUCAACAUCAUCAUCAGCCUCAUCAUCGGCCUCAUCAUCAUCAUCAUCAGCCUCGUCAUCAGCCUCAUCAUCAUCAUCAGCCUCAUCAUCAUCAGCCUCAUCAUCAGCCUCAUCAUCAUCAGCCUCAUCAUCAUCAGCCUCGUCAUCAUCAGCCUCAUCAUCAUCAGCCUCAUCAUCAUCAUCAUCAUCAGCCUCAUCAUCAUCAUCAGCCUCAUCAUCAUUAUCAGCCUCAUCAUCAGCCUCAUCAUCAUCAUCAUCAGCCUCAUCAUCAGCCUCAUCAUCAGCCUCAUCAUCAUCAUCAUCAGCCUCAUCAUCAUCCUCAUCAGCAUCAUCAUCAUCAUCAUCAUCCUCAUCAGAAUCAUCAUCAUCCUCAUCAUCAUCAUCAGCCUCAUCAUCAACAUCAUCAUCAGCCUCGUCAUCCUCAUCAUCAUCAGCCUCAUCAUCAUCAUCAGCCUCAUCAUCAUCAUCAUCAGCCUCGUCAUCAUCAUCAGCCUCAUCAUCAUCAUCAGCCUCAUCAUCAACAUCAUCAUCAUCAGCCUCAUCAUCAGCAUCAUCAUCAUCAUCAUCAUCAGCCUCAUCAUCAACAUAAUCAUCAGCCUCAUCAUCAUCAUCAGCCUCAUCAUCAUCAUCAUCAGCCUCAUCAUCAGGCUCAUCAUCAUCAUCAGCCUCAUCAUCAUCAUCAUCAGCCUAAUCCUCAUCAGCCUCAUCAUCAUCAUCAGCCUCAUCAUCAACAUCAUCAUCAGCCUCAUUAUCAUAAUCUGCCUCAUCAUCAUCAUCAGCCUCAUCAUCAUCAGCCUCAUCAUCAUCAUCAUCAACAUCAUCAUCAUCAGCCUUAUCAUCAUCAUCAUUAGCCUCAUCAUCAUCAGCCUCAUCAUCAUCAUCAACAUCAUCAGCCUCAUCAUCAUCAGCCUCAUCAUCAUCAGCCUAAUCAUCAACAUCAUCAUCAGCCUCAUCAUCCUCAUCGUCAUCAUCAUCAGCAGCAGCCUCAUCAUCAUCAUCAUCAGCCUCAUCAUCAACAUCAUCAUCAUCCUCAUCAUCAUCAUCAUCAGCAGCAGCCUCAUCAUCAUCAUCAUCAGCCUCAUCAUCAACAUCAUCAUCAGCCUCAUUAUCCUCAUCAGCCUCAUCAUCAUCAGCCUCAUCAUCAACAUCAUCAUCAGCCUCAUUAUCAUCAUCAGCCUCAUCAUCAUCAUCCGCCUCAUCAUCAACAUCAUCAUCAUCAGCCUCAUCCUCAUCAUCAAUAUCGUCAUCAGCCUCAUCAUCAACAUCAUCAUCAGCCUCAUCAUCAACAUCAUCAUCAUCAGCCUCAUCAUCAACAUCAUCAUCAGCCUCAUCAUCAUCAUCAUCAGCCUCAUCAUCAUCAGCCUCAUCAUCAUAAUCAUCAUCAUCCUCAUAAUCAUCAGCCUCAUCUUCAUCAUCAUCAGCCUCAUUAUCCUCAUCAGCCUCAUCAUCAUCAUCAUCAGCCUCAUCAUCAUCAUCAUCAUCAUCCUCAUCAUCAUCAGCCUCAUCAUCAACAUCAUCAUCAUCAGCCUCAUCAUCAUCAGCCUCAUCCUCAUCAUCAACAUCAUCUUCAGCCUCAUCAUCAACAUCAUCAUCAUCAUCAACAUCAUCAUCAUCAGCCUCAUCAUCAUCAGCCUCAUCAUCAUCAUCAGCUUCAUCCUCAUGAUCAUCAGCCUCAUCAUCAACAUCAUCAUCAGCCUCAUCCUCAUCUUCAUCAGCCUCAUCAUCAUAAUCAUCAUCAUCUCAUAA